GUCAGCGUCUGUCUCACCGUCUGGUCACUCUGCUCUUCUUGUGUUGUGGUUUCUGCUCCCGCCCUGGUGCAGUGUACGGGCAACCCAGAAACAAUCUCCCCCUUUCACGAUGCCCACUGCCUCCUUGUGUCACUGUGAGGCGGGACACGUCUGAGGGAGCGAGGGCGUGUGUGCGUGGCUGGGAUGGGCGGCCGGGCGGGGUGAGUGGGGGAGGAACACCGCCACUCACCGCCGACAAUGUGCAUCCCCAAUAUAUCAGUAAGGUCCUCGCGCCAGACAGAGAGCAGAGGGAAGCAGCGACACAGUGGGAGGACGAACACGUGGAGGGCAAGAGACAGGACACGAAGACACUAAUAGCUUGUGAAGGAACGGGGGAAGUGAGUGAGGAAUAAGAGGUGUUACUUGGAUAUUCGUAAGUGGACUGCAGUGAGUUAAGAAAAGUGAGGGAAGUGUUACGGGGGUGUUACAAAAGGUGACAGAAAAAAGUGGUGUUUCUCUGACGUUAUAAGUGGGUGUAAGUGAACAAUAGUGAGUGUUUUUAAGUGACAGACAGACUGGGAAUUAAUGCAGAGAUUCAUGUCACUUGGAACACUAAUACAACAACACUGCACUGCUAUUACUACUGCUACUUCUACUACUACCAUUACUACUACUAACACACCCACCACCCCCACCACCACCACCACUACUAAUAAAACCUCACGUACUGCUAUUAAAAUGAACUUUAUCAACAAGGGCAUCAUGACAGGCCGUGCUAAGCUAUCCAAAAUCAUCCACGUCAAGCCAUUUCAACUCAGUGACGAGAAGAACAAGGAGAACCUCGACAUUUCCAAACCGAUACAACACACACCACAAGACGCGACGCUGCUGGACACCAAACUGCCUUCCUCCCUCACCAACAGCAUAGAGGACGUGUAUGUGGGCUCUCCUCGACCUUCACUGCGCAAACCAACACCAAGCCCGAGCUCUAACCGCCGCUCACGCUCCCUAGAUAGACUGACAGCCUCCGGGACAUCAAGUGAUAGGAGAAAUUCAUACUUUGAUAUCCGUAACCAUACACACUCGCUCGGGUCACAACAGGAGUUGGCGCCAGUUUUCACAACGACCUAUAGAACUGUUUUCUCUACGCUCACCACCAACACGCCCACCACAGCUAUGAACGGCGCCAACAGCUACAGUAACUCCAGUAAAAAUUCGCUCAGUAAUGCUAGUAUAGGCAGUAGGUUCAAGACAGCGGAGUUUACGUUUCAGAAGUCUCCCGUGAAGCGUCGUGCCAAGUGGUAGUAAUUAUCGUACAGUAGAAUGGUAGAUAAAUAAAUAAGAUGUAUGGAGUGUGUGAAUGAGUGACUGGGAAGAGAACGGAACUAUAUAGAAUGUAUGAAUGAUUUAAACAAUAUGGAAUGUGUGAGUGAGUUAAUGAUUGAAACUGUCACUUGUGAAAUAUUUAAACUUUAUAGUGCGUGAAGGAUUGAAAUCAGACAAUGUGUGAAUAAAAAUGUGUGAACGGAUUACAACUAUGUGGAAUGCAUGAAUGAUUUAAACAACAUGGAACCUGUGAGUGAGUUAUAACACGAGCAAAGGUAAUAAAGUCGUUUAGAAGUACCUGAUCAUAAAAAACUUCCACAUCAGCCGGACAAUAUCGCAAAUUUACUUGACUUACACGAAAACAAAAAUAAAUAAGCAAAUAAAUAAAGAACACACGACAUUAAACCCUAAAAAUACCCAAAUCACACAUGCUAUAUCUAAAAACAAAUUUGACACCGGUAAAAAUACAGGAAGAUUACGGUAACAUGCGUGGCUGGGGGCGGAAAAUAGCGAAAUGUCGUACGCUGAAGGAGACAUUGUUGUACUUCCCGGCUUCCCAUACAGGCAUGUCCGUGUGUGUGUGUGUGUGUGUGUGUGUGUCAAUGAGACCUACAGGGUAAUGAUUUAGAGGUACUGGUGUCCUUUGUGUGUGUGUGUGUGUGUGUGUGUGUGUGUGUGUGUGUGUGUGUGUGUGUGUGUGUGUGUGUGUGUGUGUGUGUGUGUGUGUGUCAAUGAGACCUACAGGGUAAUGAUUUAGAGGUACUGGUGUCCUUUGUGUGUGUGUGUGUGUGUGUGUGUGUGUGUGUGUGUGUGUGUGUGUGUGUGUGUGUGUGUGUGUGUGUGU
Molecule: messenger RNA, 2149 nt
Organism: Portunus trituberculatus (swimming crab)
Lineage: Eukaryota; Metazoa; Arthropoda; Malacostraca; Decapoda; Portunidae
Product: probable serine/threonine-protein kinase dyrk2
Exons: 3
Coding region: 565-1284 (239 amino acids)
Source: RefSeq, a predicted model, not a curated record